Nomia melanderi (Alkali bee) is the source of this 6277-nucleotide messenger RNA. RefSeq lists its product as uncharacterized. NCBI's taxonomy places the organism in Eukaryota, Metazoa, Arthropoda, Insecta, Hymenoptera, Halictidae. Gene Ontology annotation, molecular function: polyamine oxidase activity. The record is from RefSeq and is a predicted model, not a curated record.
CAAAACAUUACACUAUUUCGAACAAGCAGAACUUACUAUAGUCGAAGACUGUUUACACAAGUUAUGGCACAAAUCGUUGAAUAAAAUAUUUUUUAACAGAAGUAAUUAUAAGCAACGCAACAUUAAAUACAGAGAUAAGAUAUAUAACGGCAUUUACAUCUUUAUAGACAUCUCGAUUGCUGUCAUAUAUCCAAUCAUCUGAUUGGGUCAUAAGACAAAUAAUACGUGCUUGUGUCUUGCGUCGUAGUUCGAGGAUCACGAUAUGGUUAUCUGAGUAUUUCGUUUGGUACAAACGUUAGUUAGAAAGAAAACCUUAUGUGCGAACAUCGACAGUACGCGAGAACAUUUCGGCAGUGUCUUUUGUUCUUUGAAAGUGUUAAAACGAAUGAUGAUUACCGGACCAAAAAUUGUUAUUGUUGGUGCAGGAGCUGCUGGUAUUGCUGCUGCAGCUAGAUUGCUAGCAAACGGCUUGGGAAAUGUAACGAUUUUGGAGGGAAAAGACCGAAUUGGCGGUAGAAUACACACGGUAGAAUUUUCUGAUAAUGUUGUUGAAUUAGGAGCACAAUGGGUUCACGGUGAACAAGGAAAUGUUGUUUUUGAUCUUGCAUUUCCACAGAAGCUAUUGGAUUCAUCGAGAUGUUUUAAUGAUGUUAAUGCACAUGUUUUUGUCAAUGCAAAGGGUGAAGUACUGCCACAAAAAGAAGCCGCAGAAGUAUUAAAAAUAUAUUAUGAUAUUUCCGAGCACAUGUCAGAUGAUGUACACAAUGCAAAUUCAUAUGGAGAAUAUUUUGUAAAACAAUUUUACAAUAUUUUUGAGAAAAAUCCAUUUACUAGCCGCGAUAGAGCUGAACAAUUUUUGGACUGGAUGGAAAAAUUUGAUAAUUCAAUUCAAUGCAGUGAUUCAUGGUUUGAUGUCUCUGCGAAGGGAAUCACAGAGUAUUGGACAUGCGAGGGAGAUCUCAUACUUAACUGGAAAUAUCAUGGCUACAAAACGUUAUUUAAUUUGUUAUCUAAACUAUCAAGCACAAAACAUGUACUGCCUAUAAUGGAGAAAGUAGAAUUUAAUAAGGAUGUUUGCAGUAUCGACUAUACGUCGAAUAAUAAUAUAAUUGUAAAGACAAAGGAUGGCUCAAAGUACACAGCAUCUCAUGUCAUAUUCACUGCUUCUCUUGGGGUAUUGAAAGAGAAACACGAUACUAUGUUUACGCCAAGUUUACCUCAGUACAAACAACAUGCAAUAAAGGGUCUGAGCAUUGGAACUGUAAACAAAAUUUUUCUAGAAUUUCCGCAUAGGUGGUGGCCAGAAGAUUGCGCUGGUUUCAGUUUAAUAUGGUCCAAGGAAGAUAAGGAAGGGUUCCUUAAAUCCCAUGGACAAGAAUGCGAGUGGCUAUGCGACGUGUUCGCACUUAUUGCUGUUGACUAUCAGCCACGAGUAUUGUGCGCUUGGAUCGCUGGCAAACAUGCAAAACAUUUAGAAUUGGUUUCCGAUAGCGAUGUGUCCGAUGGCUUGCAACUUUUAUUGGAAACGUUUCUAGAGAAGUCUUAUAAUAUCCCAAAAUUUGAUCAAAUGCUUAGGUCAUCAUGGUAUACCGAUGAACAUUUCCGUGGAUGUUAUAGCUUUAGAAGCAAGACAACUGAAAAGCUAAAUGUAGAAGCUAAAGAUCUAGCGAAACCAAUUCUGGCAGCUGAUGGGAAACCUAGCAUUUUGUUUGCCGGAGAAGCAACGCAUGAUCAUUAUUACUCCACCGUGCACGGAGCGGUUGAAACUGGGUUCAGAGAAGCGGAUAGGAUAAUCGACUUCCAUAGAACGUGUGGUUGGUUAAAGCAAGUAGUAAACAGCUUCGACAAAAUGGGGAAGAAGUUGAAUACUGCGAAUGAAAUAACGGAAAGAACGAAAGUUGCGAUAGUAGGUGCAGGUAUAGCGGGAUUGGCAGCCGCCAAGACACUGGAGGAAGCGAAUUUCAAGGAUUACUUGUUGAUCGAAGCCCAGAGUGAAAUCGGUGGCCGGAUACGAACGAUACCGUGGAACGAAGGCUGGAUAGAGUGCGGUGCUCAGUUCUUGCACGGGGAUCAAAGUCAAUUGGGAGAGCUGUGCUACCAACACGACCUAAUUUCCGACAUCGACUUCAGAGACGGCCAGGGCGUCUUCGUCCGCGACAACGGCGUCGACGUAGACCCAGCCUUGGUAGAAGAGAUACGCGACCUCGUUCGCGACACUCUAGAGGAUUGCGAGAACGAAACGAAAUAUUUGGAGGAGGGUUUCGAGAAUCUCGGUAAUGUCCUGAAGAACGCGUUGAAACACCACUUGCAGGAAACGAACGACUCGCCGGCCACGGCGAGCAUAAAGCAGGAGCUGAUGGAUUGGAACAUCAGAUUCCUGGUGAUCGAUAAUUCCUGCUUCACGUUGGACGACCUGUCCACCAAAUAUUGGUGCAAGUUCCAGUUUGUCGGCGGUUCCGAGAACCUCCUGUUCAAGAACGGCUACAGCAGCUUGACGAACACGAUCGCCAGCAGGUUGAGCGCGGCGAACCUAAGAUUGAACACCAUCGUGGACUCCGUGGAAUGGCAUCGAGUCGUCGAUAAGAAUCACGAGGCACCUGUUGUAUUGAAACUGUCCGACGGUACUCGGAUCCUCUCUGACUGCGUGAUUAUCACUAGCUCCCUCGGUUACCUGAAAGACAAUCACAAGGCCAUGUUCGUUCCACCUUUACCGCAACCGUUCAGUCAGGCGAUUGAAAAUCUUGGAUACGGUUUGAUUAACAAGGUCUUCCUGGACUUCGGUAAAGCUUGGUGGAAACGGGACACGAAGGGAUUUCAGUUCCUCUGGGCGGAUUGCCAGUCAGAGACACCGAACGGUACAACAGAGGCCUCGUGGGCUAGGGAUCUUACCGGCUUCGACGUUCUGCCCGAUCGCGACGGUGUUCUCCUCGGCUGGGUCGGCGGCCGGGGGGCCUACACCAUAGAGACCCUCACCGAGCAACAGGUGGCAGCCGACUGCGAGAGCCUACUCAAGCAGUUCCUGAACCUCGACUCGAUACCACCGGUGAAGAGGUGUCUGCGAACCAAGUGGAACUCGAAUCCGUACGCUCGAGGCAGCUACAGCUACAUCCCGACGAGGUGCGACGACAAAGGCAUCACGCCGGCGAUCCUGGCGGAGCCAAUUUGGAGCAAGGUGUCGGGGAACUCUGGCAGCAAGGACAUGCCCACCGUUAUGUUCGCCGGCGAAGCGACCAACGACACUUACUUCUCCACGACGCACGGCGCCUACGACACCGGCGCGAAACAGGCUCAAACUUUUCUACGCUAUCAGGUAUUAAAGAAUUGAUCGUACAACGUGGCCGGCACAGUCAACGAUAGGUACAGUUCGAACAUGUUCCUCGUACAAUAUAUACGCAUACGUCUACACGCGCACAGUUCUGGCUGGAGGCGGAGAGAGAUUCUGUUUGAUACGGUGCUGUCGUGCCAAUUACUCGACAAAGUCAAAUGUGUAAGCAGGUGUGAACGUGCUGUGAAGAUGGACAAGUAUGAACGCAGUGUGAACGUAGAGAGACGGCAAGUAUGAAUAGAGUGACGACUGAUGACCACGACGUGCUUGACGCUCGAGAAUGUUCAAGGUUCGGAAGCGAUGAAACGAGCGACACGUCCGUGGUCAUCGGUCAAUCAUGAAACGCCGAACGCCGAUGUAACCGCGUCCAUUUGAAAUUCAAAAAAUCCUUGCAACUGUGAACUCUAUAUUUGUAAAUAUACAUAUAUUCGAUAAUAGCUGUUUUUCUUGGUUUUUUUCUUCUCCGAUACGCUGGAGUUCAUUUGCUUUCGGAGAACAGGCUUAUCUGUCGGCUUCGUCUGGACCCCUAGCAGCGAUCAGGCAGAGAAGCGAACUUCCCGGUGAACCGGUUAUCAGAAUGGACGCUUGGUUUUGAGCGGCAACCCUUAUAUUAUCUGCUCAGAAUUGCAGAAUUUUUCAGUGCCGUUUUCGCGUUUCUACAUAGCCAAUUCUACAGAAAUCUGGGAUAGUUCUGAACGGUUUUCAGCAGUUGCUGGUCCUAUGGUCAGCUUACAGGCUGAAGAUAGUGACUUCUAUUAAUAUCCUCGAAUGAUUAAUCCCCUCGCUUGUUUGCGUGGCGGGAGAAAUUACAGGAAUCCAAUUAAACGUUAUUUUCAAGACGGAACGGAGAAAAAUAUUGCAUUGAUCAUUAAGAAAAUCACUUCGGCGAGGGAAGCCAGUGCGAUCGUAAUUUUUGUGACCCGUCCAAGUUUGUGGCAGGAGGAAGAAACAAGUUUUCCCAGAACCUCUUGCUCUAGAACGGACACGACAGUUCAGUGAGGCGACUGAAGUUGUUCAGUAUAGUUUCAUUGACAAGGUCUUCCAAAUUCCGGAAAUCCCCACUGUCACCGACACCGGCGCAAAACGCUGAAACCUGUCUGCCGUAUCAGGUAUUAAACAAUUGGUCGUACAACAUACUCUGCACGUGUUCCUUAUAGAAUAUAUACAUACAUCUACACACUCGCAGCUCGAGGUGAAUAGACACUCUGAUACGGUGUUGUGCCAAUCACCUUGACGAGUCAAACGUGACCUCUACAUUUGUAAAUAUACAGGCACUCGAUAACAGCUGUUUUUCUCGGCUCGCUCUUCGUCGAUACGGAGUUCAUUUGUUUUUGGAGUACAAGCUUAUCAGUCUAUCAGCCUCCCGCCAUCCGGCGCCAAUGGCGCCGUGCACCGUUGCGUAGUUGCCCGGGUUGGUGGCCUCGCCGGCGAACAGGAUCACCUGAAAAGACCACGCUGUGAAUCCUGAACACGACUCACUGGAAAAAGAACCUACUGGUUUGCCCAUUUUCAAGACUGGUUCGCCCAGCUGCCGUGCGCUCGUCUGCGUCUUAGCGGUGUCCACGCUUGGGUAGCUGUACGUCCCCCGGAAGUGCUUGUUCUGAUGCCAUUUGCUCCUGUAAACGAGAAACGAGAUUUCGCAAUCAGAGAUAAACUCGAAGACAGAAUAUCACAGCUAGAAGACAACCGUACCUUAUCAUUGCCACCGGAUCAGUGACAUUGUAAUCCUUCGAGAAGAAGCUGUGCAGCAGUUCUUUCGAGUGCUCGAGGACUUCCUCGUCCGUGAGGUCAUCCAUAAGAGCCCCACCUUUCCCAGAGAUCCACAGCAGCAGCAAACGAGGUUUGUGCUCGACGAUGUUCACCGACGCCGUGUACGGCAUCCACUUCUUCUUCGGCUAACGGAGCAUAUCGAUUACUAUGAAUAUAACAAUACAGUUCUUCAAGGUCGACGUAUACUCACGUCGUUCUCCAGCUCGUUCCGGUACGCGUCGCUCCACAUCAGAAGAUACACGAGAUUCUUGAAGUCCCUUUCGUUGUACCAGGUGUCGUCGAAGGCUAGCCAGACUUUGGCCGCGUUCCCGAAGCCUAUGUUCUGAAGCAGUAAAUCUUCAACUAAUCUGUUCACUAAUUACUGAGACUUACUCGUUAAUUACCGAGAGUACCGUACCUUAAUGUUCUUAAUCUUCGACUCCGGCAGCUGGGGAUUGAACAUCGCCUCGUGCUGAGCUUUCAGCACCCCCAAAGAUGGCGUCAUUAUCACAUGGUCGGCGACGUACUCUUUGCCAUCCUUCGUGGUCAGCUUCACGGGACCGUCCUCGCUCGAGUAGUCGAUCUUCGUCACCUCGGCGUUCAGGAUCGUCUUGUUCAGCACCGGCAGCUCCUCCUCUGGGUUCGGCAGCUUUUUCUAAACGGAACAAGCGUGUCACAUUGCAUUCCACGGUAUUGGGUCAUUGAAUGGUUUAGAAUACGGACCAUUAGGAUGUCUAGAAUGGUACUGUAGCCGCGAUUCUUCCAGUUAACAGCUCUGUCUCCGCCCGAGCCUUCUUCGUUGCCUUGACACGCCGCGAUGUCGUCCCAUGUGUCGGCAGGGUCAAGCCCAGUUACCAUUAUGUUGUACGUCCAGAGCAGCUCCUCUAUCGUCGUCUCGUUCAGCGCCGGAUAUUGAGCUAAUUCCUCUCUCAAUCUGUCAAAUGCGCAUUGAAUGUGUCUAACGAUUCAUCUAAUUCUGGUAUUAUCCCUUUGCGGUUGAAUAUUGUCAUAAUAGAGACAAACUUUGAUAUCCAAAUUCCAGCUGCAGAUGAAUUUAGCCCUUUGCGCUCAGCUCUCACAUUUGACUUCAUACAGUGAAACUAUAAAAUUGAUAUUUAACACAUUGCGUACACUAAUACUUUAACACUAUGCGACUUCGCUAAUUACCACAGCAUUGAAAAAAUAUAAAAUUUAACUCGAAUU